UCGGGGGCCAUUUUGUGAGGAGACGAAGACUAAGCGGUGGCGGCCGCGUUGCCGACAUCGAGUAGCAGUCGGCUUCUUCAAUUACAACCCGGGAGUGGGAGAUUCAUAAUCCAAUCUCUUCUCCCUUCCCCUUCUUGUUUUUCAGCUUUGUGACAAACCUUAUCAAACACCAUGGCCAGCAAUGUUACCAACAAGACAGAUCCUCGCUCCAUGAACUCUCGUGUAUUUAUUGGAAAUCUCAACACACUUGUGGUCAAGAAGUCUGAUGUAGAGGCAAUCUUCUCGAAGUAUGGCAAAAUUGUGGGAUGCUCUGUUCAUAAAGGCUUUGCCUUUGUUCAAUAUGUUAAUGAGAGAAAUGCCCGGGCUGCUGUAGCAGGAGAAGAUGGCAGAAUGAUUGCUGGCCAGGUUUUAGAUAUUAAUCUGGCUGCAGAGCCAAAAGUGAACCGAGGAAAAGCAGGUGUGAAACGAUCUGCAGCGGAGAUGUACGGCUCUUCUUUUGACUUGGACUAUGACUUCCAGCGAGAUUAUUAUGACAGGAUGUACAGUUACCCAGCACGUGUUCCUCCUCCUCCUCCUAUUGCUCGGGCUGUAGUGCCCUCAAAACGCCAGCGUGUAUCAGGAAACACCUCACGAAGGGGUAAAAGUGGCUUCAAUUCCAAGAGUGGACAACGGGGAUCUUCUUCCAAGUCUGGAAAAUUGAAAGGAGAUGAUCUUCAGACCAUUAAAAAGGAGUUGACUCAGAUAAAACAAAAAGUCGAUUCUCUACUGGAAAGCCUGGAAAAAAUUGAGAAGGAACAGAGCAAACAAGGAGUAGAGAUGAAGAAUGAUAAGUCAGAAGAGGAGCAGAGCAGCAGCUCCCUGAAGAAAGAUGAGACUAAUGUGAAGAUGGAGUCUGAGGGGGGUGCAGAGGACUCUGCUGAGGAGGGGGACCUACUGGAUGAUGAUGAUAAUGAAGAUCGGGGGGAUGACCAGCUGGAGUUGAUCAAGGAUGAUGAAAAAGAGGCUGAGGAAGGAGAGGAUGACAGAGACAGCGCCAAUGGCGAGGAUGACUCUUAAGCACAUAGUGGGGUUUAGAAACUUAACCCAUUAUUUCUUUACCUAGGCGCUUGUCUAAGAUCAAAUUUUUCACCAGAUCCUCUCCCCUAGUAUCUUCAGCACAUGCUCACUGUUCUCCCCAUCCUUGUCCUUCCCAUGUUCAUUAAUUCAUACUGCCCUGCGCCUAGUCCCAUUUUCACUUCCUUUGAAGCUCCUAGUAGUUAUGUUAAGUCUGACCCUGUAAUUUUUGCUUUUAAUUUUGAUACCUCUUUGACUUAACAAUAAAAAGGAUGUAUGGUUUUUAUCAA
Messenger RNA from Orycteropus afer afer, 1343 nucleotides. It is a transcript of the gene HNRNPC, whose product is annotated as heterogeneous nuclear ribonucleoprotein C. Gene Ontology annotation, molecular function: RNA binding. The record is from RefSeq and is a predicted model, not a curated record. Lineage: Eukaryota; Metazoa; Chordata; Mammalia; Tubulidentata; Orycteropodidae. Gene Ontology annotation, cellular component: nucleus.